Messenger RNA from Gadus chalcogrammus (walleye pollock), 2085 nucleotides. It is a transcript of the gene ntn1b, whose product is annotated as netrin 1b. The record is from RefSeq and is a predicted model, not a curated record. Lineage: Eukaryota; Metazoa; Chordata; Actinopteri; Gadiformes; Gadidae. The transcript has 7 exons. Gene Ontology annotation, molecular function: protein binding. The coding region runs from base 232 to 2085 and encodes 617 amino acids.
GGACAGCAGUCGCUGGAGGUGCCAGAGGUGUGACUGAGUGAGGAGACGCACUACCAGUUGGUGCUUUGCCAUCAUCCAUAUUUUGGAUUUUUUUUAAGGAGAUUUAAUUCAGAAGAGUUAAUCCGAAAGAGUGUGAACGGAACGGGUUUUGUAGUUUCUUCACUUUCUUUUCGGUUUGAACUGUGACUCGGAGGCAGUGUUUCUCUUGGAGUUUCCUCACGGUGGUCCGAGAUGCUCUCCGUGUGGCGGCUCUGGGUUCCGUUGGUGACGGCGGUGCUGCUUGGCAGGGCGGCGCGCGGCGGCUACGGCCUCAGCAUGUUCGCCGCUCAGUCCUCUCCACCGGACCCCUGCUACGACGAGAACGGGACCCCCCGCCGCUGCAUCCCGGACUUCGUCAACUCCGCGUUCGGCAAGGACGUGCGCGUGUCCAGCACCUGCGGGAGCCCCGCUGCGCGCUACUGCGUGGCGGCGGAGAAGGGCCCCGAGGAGGAAGAGGCGGAAGAGGAGGAAGAGGAGGAGGAGGAGGAGAGGACGCGGGAGUGCCACACGUGCGACGCGGAGGAUCCCAAGAAGGCGCACCCGCCGGCCUACCUCACUGACCUUAACAACCCGCACAACCUGACCUGCUGGCGCUCCGAGAACUUCGUGCAGUUCCCGCACAAUGUCACGCUCACGCUGUCGCUGGGGAAGAAGUUCGAGGUGACGUACGUGAGCCUCCAGUUCUGCUCGCCGCGGCCCGAGUCCAUGGCCAUCUUCAAGUCCAUGGACUACGGCAAGUCCUGGGUGCCGUUCCAGUUCUACUCCACGCAGUGUAAGAAGAUGUUCGGGCGGCAGAACAAGGCGAGCAUCACCAAGCAGAACGAGCAGGAGGCCAUCUGCACCGACUCCCACACCGACCGGCACCCGCUGACCGGGGGGCUGAUCGCCUUCAGCACGCUGGACGGCAGACCCUCGGCGCACGACUUCGACAACUCGCCGGUGCUGCAGGACUGGGUGACGGCCACGGACGUCAAGGUGACGUUCAGCCGGCUACACACGCUCGGGGACGAGAAUGAGGACGACUCGGAGCUGGCGCGCGACUCGUACUUUUACGCUGUGUCGGACCUGCAGGUGGGCGGCCGCUGCAAGUGCAACGGCCACGCGUCCAAGUGCGUCCGGGACCGUGACGGGAACCUGGUGUGCGAGUGCAAGCACCACACGGCGGGGCCGGAGUGCGACCGAUGUAAGCCGUUCCACUACGACCGGCCCUGGCAGCGCGCCACCGCCCGCGAGGCCAACGACUGCGUCGCCUGUCACUGUAACCUCCACGCGCGACGCUGUCGGUUCAACAUGGAGCUGUACAAGCUGUCCGGUCGCCGCAGUGGGGGUGUUUGCCUGAACUGCCGCCACAACACAGCGGGCCGCCACUGCCACUACUGCAAGGAGGGCUACUACCGCGACAUGACCAAGGCCAUCUCGCACCGCCGCGCCUGCAAAGCGUGUGACUGCCACCCGGUGGGGGCUGCGGGUAAGACGUGUAACCAGACAACGGGUCAGUGCCCAUGCAAGGACGGGGUGACGGGCAUCACCUGCAACCGCUGCGCCAAGGGCUACCAGCAGAGCCGCUCGCCCAUUGCCCCCUGCAUCAAGAUCCCUGUAGCCUCUCCGACGGUAUCCUACAGCAGUCCAGACGAGCCUUCAGACUGUGAUUCUUACUGCAAGACCUCCAAGGGGAAGCUGAAGAUCACGAUGAAGAAGUACUGCAAGAAAGAUUUUGCGGUCCAAGCCCAUGUCCUGAAGGGGGAAAAGGCGGGCGAGUGGUGGCGGUUCACCGUCAACCUGAUCUCCGUCUACAAGCAAGGCGAGCGGCGGCUGCGGCGCGGGGACACCCUGCUGUGGGUGCGGGCCAAGGACCUGGCCUGCCGCUGUCCCAAGAUCAAACCCGGCCGCAAGUACCUGCUGCUGGGCUCGGACGACGAGGAGGAGCGGGCGCCCGGGCCGGGGGGCCUGGUGGCGGACCGCAGCAGCCUGCUCAUCCCCUGGAAGGACCUCUGGGGCCGGCGGCUCAGGAAGUUCCAGCAGCGCGACAAGAGGGGGAAAUGCUGA